AUGGUCGUACCCGUCGGUGGAGUUGGUGAUAUUCUCACUAUCUCCAAACUCAUUUACAGAAUUGGCCUCGAGCUAAAGAACAGUCCUGAAUCAGCACCAGACUAUCAGGAUCUAUUGGCGGAGCUUGAGGCUCUUGAUCGGGCACUGAAGGAAAUCUAUACACUUCGCCCCGCGGUCCAUAAUCUGAGACGAUUGGAUGCAAUUCGAGCCGCAGCGGCGGCCUGCCAGAGGCCGUUGGAGGAGUUUCUUGAGAAAAUAAAGAAGUUCCACAGCACACUUGGAUCAUGGGGGGCAAAACGGCGUCCAGUCCGAAGCAUCGGUCGAAGUGUCCAAUAG
Rhinocladiella mackenziei CBS 650.93 is the source of this 336-nucleotide messenger RNA. RefSeq lists its product as uncharacterized. The transcript is spliced from 2 exons. The coding region runs from base 1 to 336 and encodes 111 amino acids. Lineage: Eukaryota; Fungi; Ascomycota; Eurotiomycetes; Chaetothyriales; Herpotrichiellaceae. The record is from RefSeq and is a predicted model, not a curated record.